AUGGCGACGCUCAGAAUCGCAGAUCCCCCGCACGCGGGAGACGAGCUGCAACAGCCACCAUCCUGCGAUGAGGGAUCAAUCAUGGGCCCGGCUGGCUCCCCUUCGCAAUUUAUCGCCCGACCUCAUCAAGAAGAAAUCCAGGAGAGUAUUUACAAUAUCCGUUCCCACUCCAGGAUCCCAGUGCAGGGCAGUAGCGGGAUCUCGGCCGCCGAGCAGCCGGACGAUGACCCCGGGUUGCGAAACCCGGGCGACUUCAAGCAGAGACAGGUAUUCAAAGGCAAGAUGCUGCUAUGGCUGGCAUAUCAAUCUAUCGGCGUCAUUUAUGGCGAUAUUGGCACUAGUCCCCUCUACGUCUUCUCAUCCACCUUCUCGUCCCCUCCCUCUCCAAAAGACCUGCUAGGCGCCCUCUCCAUCAUUAUUUGGAGUCUAUUCAUGAUGGUAACUGUCAAGUAUGUGCUAAUAAUACUUCAUGCCGAUAACGACGGCGAAGGUGGCACUUUCAGUACCUAUUCCCUCCUCAGUCGCUAUGCAAGUGCUCCUCGCGAUCCCUCUCUCUCUCUCUCUCACACACACACAAAGCUGACUCAUUCACAGAUGAAUAUCACCUGCCGUGAUCCACGGGAGGCUUCGUUGGUCCAGAUGAAACGGUACUUGUCCGGCGAUCUAGAGCACGCUGGACAGAUGGUGCGCCACAGCCUAGAGUCUAGUCGACUCGCGCGAUGGCUGCUGAAAGUGAUCGGAGUCUUGGCCGUCACCAUGGUGCUGGCUGAUGGCCUGCUCACUCCAGCCCAGUCUGUUCUUGGAGCCGUUCAAGGUAUUAAGGUUGUGCAGCCAAACAUAUCCAAGGGCACAGUGAUUGGUGUCACUGAUGCUAUUCUUAUCGUUCUAUUUUUCAUUCAACCGUUGGGAAUCACAAAAUUGUCCUAUGCGUUCUCGCCGAUCGUGAUAAUCUGGCUUGGCAUUAAUGCGGCAUUCGGGAUAUACAACCUCGCUAAUUAUGAAGCCGGUGUUUUCCAGGCUUUCAACCCUGGCCUCGCAUUUGAAUUUUUGAUUCGUAACAGAACAGACGGAUGGAGGAUGCUAGGUGGUAUCUUGCUGGCCUUCACGGGUGUGGAAGCCCUCUUUGCGGACUUAGGUGCUUUCAGCCGCAGAGCAAUCCAGAUUAGCUGGCUGUGCUAUACGUUUCCGUGCCUUUUACUAGCAUACAUUGGCCAGGCAGCGUAUAUAAGCGUCUACCCAGAGGCGUAUUCGAACCCCUUUUUCAAUUCAGCCCCACCUGGAACUCUCUAUCCAGCCUUGAUUAUUGCCAUUCUAGCUGCUAUCGUUGCCUCGCAGGCCAUCAUUACCGCAACCUUCCAGCUUCUUGCACAAGUGAUGAAACUCUCAUAUUUCCCUCAGAUCAAAGUCAUCCACACUUCUCGGGUAUUCUACGGGCAGCUCUUCAUUCCGAUCGCGAAUUGGCUGCUUAUGAUUGGCACCGUCUUGAUCGCGUCGAUCUAUAACAAUACCACGUCCCUGGGCAAUGCGUAUGGCGUAUGCGUCAUGUUCGUGACAUUUUUCGACACUUGCAUGGUAUCUCUGGCUGCAAUGUUCGUCUGGCGAAUCAGCCCAUACAUUAUCUUCCUCCCCUGGCUCACCAUGGCCUGCCUGGACGGUACUUAUCUCUCGUCGGCGCUGACCAAGGUGCCUCAAGGAGCCUGGUUCACGAUUACGCUCGCUGCAAUUCUUGCAAUUCUGUUUCUUUUGUGGCGAUAUGGUAAAGAACAGCAGUGGUUCGCCGAGGCUGAGGACCGCUUUCCAACUUCACAUUUUGUCAUGUCCAGCCCAGAUGGCCAAAUCUCCCUAUCCAAACAAUACGGCAAUAUUCCCGUCAGCACCACCCGUGGUCUUGGUAUUUUUUUCGACAAAGCGGGCGAGACGACUCCGAUCGUGUUCAGCCAGUUUGUGCUUAAGCUCACCUCCUUGCCGGAGGUGGUUGUCUUCUUCCAUCUACGCCCCCUCGAGCAACCUUCAGUCUCCGCUGAGAAUCGCUUUACUGUGUCGCGUUUGGCCAUACCAAAUUGUUACCGACUGGUUGUUCGUUAUGGAUAUAAUGAUGAAAUCAUCACACCCAACUUGGCGAGCGUGAUCACCGACCAGGUCCGGAAAUAUCUAAAAUCGAGAAAACCUCCCGGCCACGAGGAUGAGGAAAGGGAUUCCGUGGCCCCUGACAACGCGACAGUGGAGGGCAGCAGGGAUGCCUACGCCUUUACUACUUCUGACAUCGCCAAUUUGGAAGCAGCAUAUUCACACAAGGUGCUCUACAUUGUGGGGAAGGAGCAGAUGAAAAUCAACCCUGAGACAGCGCUCAUCCGAAAAAUAUUGUUACGCAUUUUUUUGUGGAUCCGAGAUAAUACGAGGAACAAAAUGGCUAAACUCCGGCUGCCAACAGAUAAGCUGAUUGAAGUGGGGUUUGUGAAGGAGAUAUGA
Penicillium subrubescens is the source of this 2469-nucleotide messenger RNA. RefSeq lists its product as uncharacterized. Gene Ontology annotation, cellular component: membrane. NCBI's taxonomy places the organism in Eukaryota, Fungi, Ascomycota, Eurotiomycetes, Eurotiales, Aspergillaceae. Gene Ontology annotation, molecular function: potassium ion transmembrane transporter activity. The record is from RefSeq and is a predicted model, not a curated record. The transcript has 4 exons. The coding region runs from base 1 to 2469 and encodes 822 amino acids. Gene Ontology annotation, biological process: potassium ion transmembrane transport.